AUGCCUAGAGAAAUAAUUACAAUUCAAGCCGGCCAGUGCGGCAACAACGUCGGUAGUCAGUUCUGGCAGCAACUUUGCCUGGAGCAUGGGAUAAGUCAAGAUGGGAACUUAGAGGAGUUCGCGACAGAAGGAGGAGAUCGUAAGGAUGUUUUUUUCUACCAGAGUGAUGAUACCAGAUAUAUCCCUCGAGCGAUCUUACUGGAUCUAGAACCUAGGGUCCUUCAUGGAAUCCAAUCUGGUCCAUAUAAAAAUAUAUACAACCCCGAGAACUUCUUCAUUGGGCAACAAGGCAUUGGUGCGGGGAACAACUGGGGUGCUGGCUAUUCUGCUGGUGAAGUGGUGCAAGAGGAGAUUUUCGAUAUGAUAGACCGCGAAGCCGAUGGGAGUGAUUCAUUAGAGGGAUUCAUGUUUCUGCAUUCCAUCGCAGGAGGGACAGGCUCUGGCAUGGGCAGUUUCAUACUGGAGCGAAUGAACGACCGGUUCCCUAAAAAGCUCAUCCAGACAUAUUCCGUUUUCCCAGAUACUCAAUCGGCAGAUGUCGUGGUUAAUCCGUACAACAGUUUACUGGCGAUGAGAAGGCUGACACAGAACGCGGACUCAGUGGUGGUUUUGGACAAUGGUGCUCUUUCAAGGAUUGUUGCAGACCGACUUCAUGUGCAGGAACCUUCGUUCCAGCAGACAAAUCAGCUAGUAUCUACUGUUAUGUCCGCUUCCACGACCACCCUUCGCUACCCCGGCUACAUGCACAAUGACCUUGUCGGGAUCAUCGCUUCCCUUAUUCCUACCCCGCGCAGCCACUUCCUAAUCACAUCCUACACGCCAUUUACGGGCGACAACAUUGAACAGGCCAAGACUGUUCGAAAGACAACGGUGCUGGAUGUCAUGCGUCGCCUACUGCAGCCCAAGAACCGCAUGGUUUCGAUCAACCCCAGCAAAUCCAGCUGCUACAUGAGCAUCCUCAACAUCAUCCAGGGAGAAGCCGAUCCGACGGAUGUGCAUAAAUCCCUGCUCCGGAUUCGCGAGCGGCGACUGGCGUCAUUCAUUCCCUGGGGCCCAGCAAGUAUCCAGGUUGCCCUGACGAAGAAAUCGCCGUACAUCCAGAACACACAUCGAGUCAGCGGGCUGAUGCUGGCGAACCACACAUCCGUUGCGACGUUGUUCAAGCGGAUUGUUCAACAGUACGACCGACUGCGAAAGCGAAACGCUUUCCUGGAGCAGUACAAAAAGGAGAGUCCGUUUACGGAUGGACUUGGGGAAUUCGACGAGGCGAGAGCUGUGGUGAUGGACUUGGUAGGGGAGUACGAGGCGGCCGAGAAAGAAACGUAUCUGGACCCAGAUGCAGGAAAGGAGAAGGAGAUGGGUGUGUAG
Molecule: messenger RNA, 1368 nt
Organism: Aspergillus tanneri
Lineage: Eukaryota; Fungi; Ascomycota; Eurotiomycetes; Eurotiales; Aspergillaceae
Gene: TUB4
Product: gamma-tubulin mipA
Exons: 8
Coding region: 1-1368 (455 amino acids)
Biological process (GO): mitotic cell cycle; meiotic spindle organization; cytoplasmic microtubule organization
Cellular component (GO): cytoplasm; gamma-tubulin complex; microtubule
Molecular function (GO): structural constituent of cytoskeleton; GTP binding
Source: RefSeq, a predicted model, not a curated record